Molecule: messenger RNA, 1997 nt
Organism: Kogia breviceps (pygmy sperm whale)
Lineage: Eukaryota; Metazoa; Chordata; Mammalia; Artiodactyla; Physeteridae
Product: histone-lysine N-methyltransferase SETMAR
Cellular component (GO): nucleus
Molecular function (GO): histone methyltransferase activity; protein binding; zinc ion binding
Source: RefSeq, a predicted model, not a curated record
CGGCGCAAAACGGCCUCUAGAGCCGUGCAGAGCUGGCCCUGCGGGAUGGCAGCCUCUGAGGAGGAGCCUGAGGCCUUGACGGAGCAGCUGGACGUCGCGCGCCGCCUGGAAAAUUUGCCUGUGAGCGCGUGGCCCCCAGGGACAGAGCCAGAGCCCUUUCAGUAUACUCCUGAUCAUGUAGCCGGGCCCGGAGGAGACACUGAUCCCACUCUAAUAACCUUUCCCGGUUGCGUUUGUCUCAAAACUCCCUGCCUUCCUGGAACUUGCUCCUGUCUCCGUCGUGAGAAGAACUAUGAUGAUAAUUUAUGCCUCAGACACAUAGGAUCAGAAGCCAAGUGCGCCGAGCCAGUUUUCGAAUGCAAUGUCCUGUGUCAGUGCAGCGACCACUGCAGGAACAGAGUGGUCCAGCGGGGUCUGCAGUUCCACCUGCAGGUGUUCAAGACAGAUCGCAAAGGCUGGGGACUUCGUACCUUGGACUUUAUACCAAAAGGACGGUUUGUCUGUGAAUAUGCUGGCGAGGUUUUAGGAUUCCGGGAAGUACAGAGAAGAAUUCAGUUACAAACAAUACACGAUUCGAAUUACAUUAUAGCCGUCAGGGAGCAUGUUUAUAACGGGCAGGUAAUGGAAACGUUUGUUGAUCCUACCUCUAUAGGAAAUGUUGGAAGAUUCCUUAACCAUUCUUGUGAGCCAAACCUAUUGAUGAUUCCUGUCCGAAUCAACUCGAUGGUACCAAAGUUGGCACUUUUUGCAGCCAAAGACAUUGUGCCAGAAGAAGAACUCUCUUAUGACUAUUCAGGAAGAUUUCUUAAUCCACUGGAUAGUGAAGACAAAGAAAGGUUAGAUAAUGGGAAAUUAAGGAAACCUUGUUACUGUGGUGCUAAAUCAUGUGCUGCGUUCCUGCCUUAUGACAGCUCACUGUACUGCCCCUUAGAAAAGCCAAACACGAUGGAGGACAAUGAGGAGGAACCGAGUGUGUUUGGCUCAGCCCUUCCUGGGUUCCCCUCUUACGAGCAACUUACCCUCAGGGUCAGCCUCUGCUCUGUGGUACGGAGCUUGCCUCUCACUGUGGGGGAGCCCAGUGGCUGUAACUUAGGAAUGUGGCAGAGACUACAGACUGUCCAGCAACUCUCUCUCCCCUUCUAUCACAGAGCUCUCAGUUUCUAGCUGCGUGCGUGGCUGCCGAGAAUACUCACUUUUCCUAGUGAGAUGUGGCUAAGGGACUAUGUCAUAGCUAGUAGGAUAUGAGGGAAAACGUUGUGCCCUUAAGUGGAGAUAUCCUUCCCUUAUCCCACUCUUUUUUCUUCUUGGCUGGAAUGUAUACAUGAUAACUGGAGCUGGAGCAUCCAUGCCAUACCCCAAAAUAACCUUGGAAAAGGAAGCCACACAUAGCAAAUCAGCAAAAUUGAAAGGAGUCUGGAGGCUGUAUAGUGUCCAGCACUCUACCAGUCCUGAUCUGACACCUCUGGACUAUUCGGUGAGAAACUGUGUCUUCGUCAUUGAUGCCACUGUUAUUUUGAACUUUCUAGUACUAGCACCAAACCUAAUCAGUGAUCCAAGGAAACCCUGAUGGCCGAAUACCUAACCUCCAAACAAAUCUAAGACAUAGUUCUCCUAGCCUGUAUUUAAAUAUAAUUGAAUUCCCUCAAUUAGAGCUUCCAUUUACCCUCAAGGCAAAGUGGGUUUGUUUUUGUUGUUUAUUUUGGAAGUGUCUGCUUGCUUGCCAGUCUGUUUCUCCUGCCUUCCCCAAGUCUUAAAAAUAAACUCUUUCCCCUUUCCUCUGCAGUAACCAACCUACCUCUUCCCCACACCUCCUCCCCCAACUGUACACUCAUUGGAAUGCAUUCUCAGCUCUUUCGAGGGUGGAAAUAAGGAUGGUUCAAAGACUAAUCCUAGAUCUUCAACAGACACCAGACCUCCCACUAGCCUAACCUGCCUUGCAGAAAUUGCUCCCAAAUUUUUGACUAGUUUAAAACCAUUUUAGCUUCUAAAUUGUUGAU